Molecule: messenger RNA, 8187 nt
Organism: Phragmites australis (common reed)
Lineage: Eukaryota; Viridiplantae; Streptophyta; Magnoliopsida; Poales; Poaceae
Exons: 36
Coding region: 260-7597 (2445 amino acids)
Source: RefSeq, a predicted model, not a curated record
AACCCAGACAUCUCCAGGCGACCAGGCGGUCCAGGCCUUUCGCUCGCAUCGCCUUCUCCCACCUCCGGGCUCCGGCUCGUCUCCCCGAGACCACGCGACACAGGCAAAGCAAGCAAACCCUUCGCAAAACCGAACUCCCCACUACGUCCCCACGCCGGAAAGCCACCAACGCGCUCCCCGCACGCGUGCCAACCCAUGCUCGCCGCCGCCUCGUGAUCCCGCGCCCCGGCCUCCUAACCGCCCCCGAAAGCUCCUCGCCAUGGCGGCGCCGGAGCGGGAGGCCGCGCUCCUCGCGCGCGUGGCGACCAACCACCUCUUCCUCGCGCAGUUCGAGCCCCUACGCGCGGCGCUCCUCAGCCUCCGCCGCCGCGCCGAUCCGGAGCUCGCCGCGGACUUCCUCCGCGCGGUCGUCGCCGCGGGCGGCCGCGUCCCGGGCGUGCUCUGGUCCGCGCCCCCCGCGUGCCCCUCCCCGUCCCACCUCGCCUGGCUCGCCGCGCUUGAGCUCGCCGCCCUCCCCUCCACCCCCAACCCCGAGGCGCUGCGCCUCAAGGCCGAGUUCCUCGUCCUCCUCCAGCCCAUCGCCGACGACCCCGCCACCGGCGCCGAGGCCCGGGUGACCCUCGCGAGGCUGCUGGAUUUGGGGGUGGCGAGGCUGAGGCGCGAGGUCCAUGGCGGAGGGGAGGCGAGCGGCGUUGGUUCCGAGGAGGCCCCUGUCUCCGAGGAGGAUCUGAGGGGGCUAUGGGCGGUGUUCCUCGACAACGCCCUCGUGUUCGACGCACUGUGCGUGGGCAUCUCGAGGCAGAUUGGCCUGGAAGGGGGCAUCGGCGCGGAUGUGCUCCUGUGGUUGCGGCUGAACGUUCAGCUUGGCCAUUUGGAUGCGAUGAAGACGCUUGUCACGGCGUGUGAUCUCGAGGGUGCUGCUGGGCAUCUUCGGUUUCUUUGCCUUGAAUGUGGCGUGGAAGAAGAUGAUUACAAGGUUGUCCUAGCAGAGCUUGUCAGAAAGGGUUGGGCCAAAGCAUCCAAUUAUGGCGGAACAUGGUCUGACUCGCGUGAUAGAAUAAUUAAAAUGUAUGGAGCUGCUCUUCAGUCUAGUACUCCCCAGCUUGUUCAACUGAUUCAGCUCAUUUUGGACGACAUUCUUGCUGAAGAAAUUGAAGAUCAUGGUGUCUCUGAUGCUAAUUGGACGCCUCUUCCUUUUAAAAAGUUGCUGGAAACAUUGUCAUUGGAGAGGGAUGCUGAUUCAGAUGACAAGACCUUGUCGGAUUCAGCUAUAACAUCCUGCAAGAAAGAUCUGUACCAUUAUUCUCGAAUAUCCGGAAAGCAUGUCCUUGAAGUAGUCAUGGAAACUGCUCUAUCAUCAAUUAAGAGAGAGCAGCUUCAAGUGGCUGUUAAUGUUGUUUCACUGUUCCCCCUUCUCCAGCCAUUGGUUGCUGUCUUGGGGUGGGAUAUUUUGAAGGGUAAGACAGCACUGCGUAGAAAGCUAAUGCAGCUAUUCUGGACAAGCAAAUCCCAAGCUCUGCGACUACAGGAAUAUUCAAAUUACCGUAGUCAGACUGAUGAGACAUCCUGCGAGGAGUUCUUGUGUGAUCUUUUAUGCUUUCAUCUGGAUCUUGCAUGUUUUGUUUCCAGUGUGAAUUCUGGCCGCCAGUGGAAUUUGAGGAAUUCAUUAUUGUUCUCCCAACAAGAGCAAGAUUCUGAUGUUAACAAUGCAGAAAUAUUAGACCCUUUUGUUGAGAACCUGAUACUUGAGCGGUUAGCCGUUCAGACUCCCAUGAGAGUGCUAUUUGAUGUGGUCCCAGGAAUAAAAUUUCAAGAUGCAAUCGAGCUUGUCGGUAUGCAGCCACUUCCUUCAACAGCUGCAUCUUGGAAGAGGAUGCAUGACAUCGAACUGAUGCACAUGCGAUAUGCUCUUCAGUCUGUUGCGCUUGCUCUAGGAGAGAUGGAAAAGAGUGCUGGUGGCGGGAAUGAGUGCUAUUAUCACAAAGCAUUGUCAUAUUUGAGGGAGAUGCAAAAUUUUAUUGAGGCUAUCAAAAGUACUCCACGAAAGAUUUUCAUGGUCAGCAUUGUAUUAUCAUUGUUACAUAUGGAUGACUGUGUCAAGCUGUCCCAAGCAAUCCCUUCCGAAUGUUAUGUUACUUCUGGAUGCCAUGAUAGUAAUUUUGAAUCAGAAGGAAAGAACAUAGUGAUAUCUUUUGUUGGGUUUCUACUUGACAUACUUCGUCAAAAUCUCCACUUAAAAGGCCCUGAUACGGAUCAUCUUUCAAGUACUGGUCUGUCACCUGCUGGUAAACAAGCAUUAGAAUGGAGGCUCAAACAUGCCAAACAUUCCAUCGAAGACUUGGAUUGGCGUCUAUCUGUUCUUCAACGCCUUCCACCUCUGUCUGAGCGGCAAUGGAGUUGGAAAGAGGCAUUAGUUCUUUUGCGUGCUGCUCCAUCAAAAUUACUGAAUGUGUGCAUGCAAAGGGCAAACUAUGAUAUAGGAGAAGAAGCUGUUCAACGAUUCUCUUUACCCGCUGAGGACAAAGCUUCUCUUGAACUAGCUGAAUGGGUAGCUGGUGCAUAUAAAAGAGCAUUGAUUGGCAGAUACUCUUUGUCUUUUAAGGUUGAAGAUGCUGUAAAUCGUGCCACAGACAACACAAGUGCCGAACAAGAAUUGGAUAUUUUGUCAUUUCGUGCUCAGCUUGGUUCUCUUACUACGAUUCUGCUUUGCAUUGAUGUUGCUGCAACUUCUGCCCGGUCAGGUGAUACAUGUCGAUUUCUUCUUGACGAGGCAACAAGUUUGUUAUCUGAAAUAUUUCCAGGAAGCUGCCCGAAAAUUGGUUCAACGUAUUGGGAUCAGAUACAAGAAGUUGCUAUCAUAUCAGUGAUAAAGCGCAUCCUUCAGCGUCUGCGUGACAUCUUGGAUCUGGAAGCUAAUCAACAUCUUCAAGUGGUUUUUACCGAGAUGAGUAUCUCUUUGUCAACUGAAUCUAGCAGAGUUGGACAAAAGCAACGUCCUCUUGGGCUUCUGCACCAGAUGAUUGAUGACACCUUCAAAGGAAAACGACAGUUCCUGAGUGGUAAGCUUCACAAUGUUGCUAGAGCUAUUGUUGAUGAGGACUCUGAUAGCGUUUACUCGAAAGAAGGUGUUAAGUUAGAAAAGAAAGAUAUUUUGAGCUCUGAGAAAGGUGUAGUCCUUGGUCAUGGGCUCAGAAUUCUGAAACAGGCGUCUAGGAGUGACCUUCCAGCUCCAAAUGCUCUGGAAAGCAGUCCAGAACAUAAAGGUUCUGCAAAAAGGUACCUGAGUCCUGUAUCAACAAAGCCAUCAACAUAUUUAUCGAACUUCAUAAUAUAUAUUGCAACCAUCGGGGACAUAGUUGAUGGAACUGACACGACUCAUGAUUUCAACUACUUCUCAUUAGUCUACGAAUGGCCAAAAGAUCUAUUAACUCGUCUAGUUUUUGAGCGUGGAAGCACCGAUGCUGCUGCAAAAGUAGCUGACACAAUGGGUGUUGAUUUUGUGCACGAGAUCAUAUCAACUUGCGUGCCACCUGUUUUCCCUCCACGAUCAGGACAAGGGUGGGCUUGCAUUCCUGUUUUACCUACCCUUUCUAUCAUGUCAGAAAACAGACCAUGCACCAUUUCAAAACCCCUUCGUCCUCCUCAAGGAUGGAGUUCACGUGAUUCGUCAUCGUCUUCUCGCCAGGAACCCCUCUAUCCUCUACAGUUAAAUUUAGUGAAGCAUUUAGCGCAGUUGUCAUCAGUAAGAGCAGUUUUGGCAUGUGUAUUUGGAAGUAGCAUACUAUCUGGUGACAAUGAAUCAUCUCCUAAUUAUGUGAAAGAUGCAACACAAGCUCCUGAAAUUGAGAGGUCAUUCUAUGAAUUUGCUCUUGAGCAGUCAGAAAGAUACCCAACCUUGAACCGGUGGAUACAGAUGCAGUCUAACCUUCAUCGAGUGUCUGAGUCUUCCGUGACAGCUAAAACUGAAAAUGAAGUCUCUUUGCAUCAAUCCAAGGGAAAAUUUUCUAUGAAGCGAGCUCGUGAACCUGACAGUGAUGCUGAACCAGAGCUUGAAGAUAUUGUCAUAAGCGGGAAAACCACUUCAAGCUCACCAGAAUCCCCUAAACAUGAAGAUGCUAGACUAGAGCCAACAGCUUUUAUUUCAUUUGACUGGGAGAAUGAAGGACCAUAUGAGAAAGCUGUUGAGAGGCUAAUUAAUGAAGGAAAACUAACUGAUGCUCUUGCUGUAUCUGAUCGCUGUUUGCGCAAUGGAGCAUCUGAUAAAUUGCUUCAAUUGCUCAUCGAACAAAAGGAAGAAAGAAGUCUAGGCACAGGACAAAUUCGUGCAUACGGAUCUCAUACUUUUGGGAGUAAUACUUGGCAGUAUUGCUUGAGGCUGAGAGAUAAAAAACUUGCUGCUCAGCUUGCUCUGAAGUACCUGCACAGUUGGGACCUUGAUGCUGCAAAUGAUGUCUUAACUAUGUGCAUCUGCCACUUACCUGAGAAUGAUCCUACACGGAGUGAGGUGCUGCACAUGAAGCAAUCUUUACAUCGCUAUGGUCAUAUUAUGAGUGCUGAUGAACACUACACCAGAUGGCAAGAGGUUGAAGUCGAUUGUGAGGAUGACCCAGAGGGCUUGGCACUUCGGCUUGCUGCCAAAGGAGCUGUUUCUGCUGCUUUAGAGGUUGCUGAAAGUGCCUCUUUAUCAAUUGAUUUGCGGAGAGAACUGCAAGGCCGCCAGCUUGUCAAAUUGCUAACGACAGAUCCGCUUAGUGGUGGAGGCCCAGCCGCAGCUUCAAGAUUUCUGUCAACCUUAAGAGAUUCCAAUGACGCUCUUCCUGUAGCCGUUGGUGCUAUGAACCUAUUACCUGAUCUGCGCUCUAAGCAGCUCCUUGUACACUUUUUCCUGAAGCGUACUGUUGGGAAUCUGUCAGAGGCUGAGAUUGCAAGACUUAAUUCAUGGGCCUUAGGUCUUCGUGUUCUUUCCUUGUUGCCAUUGCCAUCACAACAGCGCUGUUCCUCUCUGCAUGAACAUCCUCAGUUGAUCCUGGAAGUGCUAUUGAUGAUGAAGCAACUCCAGUCUGCCUCUUUGAUUUUGAAAGAAGUUCCAUCCUUGAGGGAUGAUAGGUUAAUUAUUUCUUAUGCUAAGAAAGCAAUCUCUGUUAAUGUUUGUUCUACUCCUAGGGAGCCUCGAUUGACCAUCUCUGGAUCAAGAGCAAAACAAAAAAAGACUGCAACACCAGCUAAAACAAAUUUUGUGCAGAGUUUUGGUAACUUUCAGAGAGAAGCGCGCAAAGCAUUCUCAUGGGUCCCCCGUGAUAGUGGCUCUAAAACUCCCCAAAAAGAUAUUCUUCGGAAAAGAAAGAGUUCAGGUUCAGGAGGCGAUAAAUCCUCUUGGGACGCAAUGCCUGGUGUGCAGGAGGAGAGGACACCUGUAUAUCCUUCGGAAGGGCAAGAUAGACUUCCUUUCGUCUCUGCUCCUGAGGAGUGGAUGCUGACUGGAGACCCUGUCAGGGAUGACAUGACUCGUGCAUGUCAUAGAUAUGAAACCUCUCCUGACAUCACACUGUUCAAGGCAUUGCUUUCAUUGUGCACCGAUGAGUCAGUAGCUGCAAAAGGUGCACUCGAAUUGUCUAUGACUCAAAUGAAGGCUGUACUAAGCUCCCAACAAUUGCCCCUUGAUGCCUCUAUGGACAACAUAGCUCGGGCUUAUCACGCGACGGAAACUUAUGUUCAGGCACUCUCUUAUGCCAAAAAUCUACUGAAAAGGCUCGCUGGGAGUACUGAUUUGUCAAGUGGCUCUGAAAAAAGUAGGGAUGUUGAUGAUAUUUCUGUCGAUGCUGUCAGUUCAAGCACUGGAAGCCAGUAUCUAGAUGAGCUGUCUGAUCUCCUGGCUCAAGCAGAUAUAUGGUUAGGACGUGCAGAACUGCUUCAAAGCCUGCUGGGAUCUGGUAUUAUUGCCUCGCUUGAUGAUAUUGCGGACAAAGAAUCUUCAACUAGUCUGCGUGACAGACUGGUCAGUGACGAAAGAUACAGCAUGGCUGUAUAUACUUGUAAAAAGUGCAAGAUUGACGCCUUUCCAGUGUGGGUUGCAUGGGGCCAUGCUCUAGUUCGAAUGGAACACUAUGCUCAAGCCCGUGUGAAGUUCAAGCAAGCUCUUCAACAAUACAAAGGUGAUGCAACUUCUGUUGUUAUUGAUAUCAUCAACACAAUUGAAGGAGGCCCUCCCGUCGAUGUUUCUAGUGUCCGUUCCAUGUAUGAACAUUUAGCGAAAAGUGCGGCAACCAUUUUCGAUGAUUCCCUUUCUGCUGAUGCUUAUCUUAAUGUUCUAUACAUGCCAACCACGUUCCCACGAUCUGAGAGGUCCAGACAGUCUACGGAUCCUAUAUAUAACCAAUAUGUUCCUGCCGGCUCGUACCUUGAAGAUGGUCCUCGCAGCAAUAUUGAUAAUGCCCGAUAUGCUGAGUGUAUUCAUUACUUGCAAGAAUAUGCUCGUCCGCAAAUGCUUGCUUUCAUGUUCAGGCAUGGUCAUUAUGCUGAAGCAUGCUCUCUGUUCUUCCCAUCCAGUCAACAAACCGUAGAAGGGGAGACAUCUUUGUCUUCGAUUCCACGGAGUGAUCCUUUAACAACUGAUUAUGGUACAAUUGAUGACUUGUGCGAUCUAUGUCUUGGAUAUGGUGCUAUGUCUGUAUUGGAAAAUACAAUAUUGGCAAUAACACAGUCGCCCACAUAUCAUGACAUAUCUGUGAUCCAGUACAUGAACACUGUUCUCACUCGGAUUUGCAACUAUUGCGAAACACAUCGGCAUUUUAAUUAUCUCUACAACUUUUUGGUUCUAAAAGGUGACCAUGUUGCUUCUGGCCUUUGUUGUAUUCAAUUAUUCAUGAAUUCAGUGUCUCAAGACGAGGCUUUGAGGCAUUUGGGACAUGCCAAGACACAUUUUGAGGAAGCCUUAUCUGUACGAGACAGAACAAUUGAGGCUACAAAGUUGGUGUCAAGGACUGUUCGGAAUAAGAGCGCAUCCGAAAAAAUGACCAGAGAAGUAAUAAUGAAAUUUUCUACCCGUGUUUCUUAUCAGAUGGAUGUAGUGAAGGCCCUCAAUAGUGUAGAUGGUCCUCAGUGGAAAACUUCCCUUUUUGGGAAUCCAACUGACCCUGAAACUCUGAGGCGAAGGUGCAUGGUUGUUGAAACUCUGGCUGAAAAGCAUUUUGAUUUAGCUUUUAGAAUGCUUCAUGAGUUUGAUCUCCCAGCUGCCGAUAUUUAUGCCGGCGUAGCCACUUCCCUUGCUGAAAGGAAAAAAGGUGGCCAGUUAACGGAAUUCUUGAAGAACAUUAGAGGAACUAUAGAUGAUGAUGAAUGGGAUCAGGUUAUUGGUGCUGCUAUAAAUGUUUAUGCUAACAAGCAUAAAGAAAGACCAGAUCGCCUCAUUGACAUGCUAAUCAGCAAUCACAGGAAAGUACUUGCUUGCGUUGUUUGUGGCCGUCUAAAAAGUGCAUUCCAAAUAGCGUCACGAAGUGGAAGUGUGGCUGAUGUUCAAUAUGUUGCCCAUCAGGCAUUACAUGCAAAUGCAUUGCCGGUUCUUGAUAUGUGCAAGCAAUGGCUGGCUCAGUACAUGUGAUUCCAAGUGCUGCCACGCCGUAGAGGAGUUUUCGGAUCGAGACAAAAAGGAAAAAGGGAUAAACCAAGGAACUUAAUUCUUCCUUGGGAUGUGGCCACCCUGCGAAUGCUGAGAAAUUUCAGGUCAAAAGACAGGAGGUUGUACAAUUCUCCGUCCUGAACAUGUUUGUACUACUAUGGGCACGCCCGUGUCUCCGUGUAUAUAUAUGUUCUCGUGAGUGGCUCUUCUUGAUGUAUCCGAAUAGGGGAGGGCAUGCGCUUUUGAUCUGUGGUGUAAAGUUCUGUAGUUCCAUUGGUUCCAUCCAGGGAGAUGAGCAUUACUACUAUGAGCGCUUGACAGCCCAUAAAGAGGCUAGUGCCUGCUUUCCUCUUUCCCCACCUAUCCUUUUGAAGAAAAUUGGUUGAUUAUCUCGUUCUCAUUUUUUUGUUGCUUUUAUGCCUCAAAUGUAUCUCAGUACUGAUGGCAUGGUAUGUUGUUGAUACAAUUUGUGUCAGCUGCCUCAUAGUCCUCUUCUUAAGAGGCACCCCCCCCCCCCCAGUUUUGUAUCGUGCAUACAGUGGUACAUAUAAUAACAUUACAUUUGAUAGAUA